Molecule: messenger RNA, 1053 nt
Organism: Cucurbita pepo subsp. pepo (vegetable marrow)
Lineage: Eukaryota; Viridiplantae; Streptophyta; Magnoliopsida; Cucurbitales; Cucurbitaceae
Source: RefSeq, a predicted model, not a curated record
UCCCAACACUCCUUCACUAUACAAACAUCAACAGCCGAAGCUCUUAUCUUCUUCAUUUCAAGGGCAGAGGCAUUCAUGGCUUCCUCAACCAAGCUCCUUUCUCUUCUUCUUCUCAGUCUUUUCUUCAUUCAAAUCCAUGGCAGAGAAAGCAACUUCUUCAGCAAAGUACCCAACAACAAUGGCGAAUCCCAAAUCCCCAACAAAGUCGACCCUUUAACAAACUCAGAAAAAACCACCAACCCACAAGAUCAAGACCCCAAUUUUAUCCCUCAAACCCAAGACAACGGCUAUGGUCUCUACGGUCACGAAUCCGCCCAAUUCUCUACUUCCGACGCUAAAUUCUCCGAUCCCAACGCUAGAACCGGCGGCCGACCGUUUACUACCACCACUACCUACGAUGACGGCGAGAACAACUACAAAAGAAACGACGACGUUUCUUACAAAUCUGAGUCAGAGGAGUACUACAACUACAACAACAAUUACAACAACGACAAUUUCCAAAACAGCAACUGGAAAAAACCGUACGAGAAUUCGUUUUACUACAACAAGGAUCUUUACGACAACCGACGACAAAGCUUCCAAAACACCCGCCUAUCUCGAAACGAGUAUGCAACAACAACAACUCCUUCAUACGACGAGGAAAAAUACAACGACGACAACAACAACAAUUUCUACGUCAACAACCGCGAUGACAAUGAGAACAACAUGGCUCGACAAGGGAUGAGCGACACGAGAUUCAUGGAGAACGGAAAGUACUUUUAUGACCUCAACAGGGAGCCUCAGCAUCAAAGCAGGCCGAGCCGGAAUAAUUUCAGAAACAACAACAACUACAACACGAACCAAUACGGUAAUUCCAUGGGAAGGUAUCAGAAUGAUGAGACAGAAUUCCAAGAGGAAUCCGAUGAGUUCGUGCCAUAAAUGUCCGUCACCACUACUAAAUUAUCAAAAUUAUAUAUUUACUUGUGCAUGGGAAUGUAUGUCCUGACUUCAUAUUUAAUUCUGUUUCGUUCUCCAGCAAAGAUCAUAUAUAAAUGUGGUAGCUUCUUCAUCUUU